AUGAAGAAAAACCAAGUUUUUAUCCAUAGCCCCAACGGUCCAGUUGUUCCCACAAUCACUCACCACGCUACUGCUUUGACAACUAGAGUACCUGCUGCAGUUAUUGUCCUCUCUGAAGAAGACUUAACUUCAGGAACUACCUUGGUUGCUGACUAUCUUACCAAUACCCAUUUCGUUGAUGAUGUUAAGAAGUCUGUUCAAACUGUUUAUGGUAGAACAACUGAUUUAUUUGAAGUUGCAUACGUUUAAUUCGUUAAGAACACUAAGUGUUGCAAGGAAUCAUUCAAGUCUGGUCAAUCUUUGUCUAAGGUCUUGAUUGAAAAGAAGUUCAAGGAUUUAACUUUGGUCUUCAGCGACAAUUUCCCUGCUACCUUCUUUGCUGAAUACUUAUAUGGUCUUACUUUAUACAACUGGAAGAAUGAAUUGAAGAGUCACGCUGUUGGCGAAUAACCUACUGGUUUAUUCAAGCCUUUCACUGCUUUGACUGUUGUUGCUACCCACUUCAAUCCUAACUGUGAACACCACAAGUACUUGCAAACUAUUGUUGGUCCUCACAUUGAAGCUAGAGAACUUACCUACACCAGAGCUGAUGUUGCUACCCCUGAAUAUAUGGCUAACUACUGCAGAAAGUUUGCUGAAAAGCACACUGAUAAGGUUACUAUCGAAGUUAUUAGCGGUGAUGACCUUGCUAAGAAGGGUCUUAACCUUAUCCACGCUGUCGGUAAGGGUUCUGCUAACACUCCUCAAAUGGUCACUCUUUACUACAAGGGUAACCCUGAAGGUAAGGAUGACGUUUACGGUUUAGUUGGUAAGGGUGUCUGCUUUGAUUCUGGUGGUCUCUCCCUUAAGCAAUAACUUAUGGAUAAGAUGUAUACUGAUAAGGGUGGUGCUUGCACUAUCUUCGGUAUCUUCAAGGCUGUUGUUGCUCUUGGUUUAAAGAUUAACCUUGUUUGCACAAUGGGUUACGUUGAAAACUUUAUUUCUGACAAAUGUUACAGAAACUCAGAUAUCAUCACCAGUUACAAGGGUCUCACUGUUGAAAUCUUGAACACUGAUGCUGAAGGUAGAUUAGUCUUAGCUGAUUGUCUUGCCUACUAACAAGAUAUUUACAAGCCUCACACUAUCUUCGACUUCGCUACUCUUACUGGAGCUUGCAUCGUUGCAUUGGGUGGUUCUGCUGCUGGUUUAUUCACUGCUAAUGACGAAUUAGCCACUGAAUUAGAAGCUAAAUCUAAGAAUACUCACUAAACCUUCUGGAGAUUACCUUUGGAUGCUUAUCCUAGAGAAAACACCACCAAUCCCACUGCUGAUAUUCAAAACUUAGGUAAGGCUCCUUGGGCUGGUGCUGGUACUGCCGCUGCUUUCCUUGAAAAGUUCGUUGAAGAAGGAGUUAAGUGGGCUCAUAUUGAUAUUGCUGGUAUGACUCUCCUCAACAACGAUAUCCAUGGUGUUCGUGCUAUCGUUGAAUACUACAAGGCUAAGAUCCAAGCUUGA
This is a messenger RNA of Tetrahymena thermophila SB210, 1494 nucleotides long. RefSeq names its product cytosol aminopeptidase. The transcript has 5 exons. Gene Ontology annotation, biological process: proteolysis. Gene Ontology annotation, molecular function: metalloaminopeptidase activity; manganese ion binding. The record is from RefSeq and is a predicted model, not a curated record. NCBI's taxonomy places the organism in Eukaryota, Ciliophora, Oligohymenophorea, Hymenostomatida, Tetrahymenidae. Gene Ontology annotation, cellular component: cytoplasm.